Molecule: messenger RNA, 535 nt
Organism: Ectocarpus sp. CCAP 1310/34
Lineage: Eukaryota; Phaeophyceae; Ectocarpales; Ectocarpaceae
Source: the annotation of a GenBank genome assembly
UCAGCUGAGCCGGUAGUUCGUCCGACCCGACGGCCUUUCUGUUGGCCAUUUCCCGUACCGCUUCCUCAACCUCAAGUAGAGAUGGGAUGUCGUCGAGUGGCACGCACGUGGGCCACCGCUUGACCUUGCCAGCCGCAUGCAGGUCGAUGGUCGGCGACUUGGUGUUGAGAAGCUUGUGGAACCACCGUGCCCACCGUUGGCGAAUAAACGUGGGGUCCCGAAGGACCUUGCCGUCCUCGUCCUUGAUGUUCUGAGAGGUGAACGACCUCUUACCUUCGACGUCGAUCAUCUUCAGGUGCCUGUAGAAACCCGCCUGAUCCCCCUCGCGGCUCUUCUUCUCGAGCUGCCGUACAUAGCCCUCGAAGAACGUUUCUAGUGCUCUCCACCUCGCGAUACUGCGCUUCUUCCGCGCCGCCUUGAGCAUUGCCUGCAGGGUCGCCUCGCAGGCGCUGUUCUUUGAGGCCCCGCGCAGUUGCUGCUGGGCCGCCUUAAUCUCCUUCGACGCGUCAGAGAUCUCGUGCUGCGCUUCGCUCGU